This is a messenger RNA of Sinocyclocheilus rhinocerous, 1008 nucleotides long. RefSeq names its product telomere repeats-binding bouquet formation protein 2-like. The transcript is spliced from 7 exons. The record is from RefSeq and is a predicted model, not a curated record. NCBI's taxonomy places the organism in Eukaryota, Metazoa, Chordata, Actinopteri, Cypriniformes, Cyprinidae. Gene Ontology annotation, biological process: meiotic attachment of telomere to nuclear envelope; homologous chromosome pairing at meiosis. Gene Ontology annotation, cellular component: nuclear inner membrane. Bases 268 to 912 code for a protein of 214 amino acids.
CGUUAUAGCGUCUAAACAUUAUAAUUUUUCCGUGUUAAUUUUCCUAACUUUUCUCCGUUACUAUUCACGUGUUUGUUUCCGGAAUUCUUUAAUGAUUUAUGUCUUGAAUAACAGUGAGAACUGGUAUAUGAACAUAGCUCAAAAAUAAGUAGCUAACACAGUCAACGUUUGGUGUGUCCUCACCUUUGCUGAAGAAGGAUAAUUGUAACAUCAAGGCAUUAAAAUAGUUUAUGUGCAAACUGAAGUGACAAACACCUCAGCAUAAGCAUGUUUAAAGGCAAAACGGCAUGGUUCUCCGACAGUGUUAGAAAGGGGGUACCGUUAACCAACUUCUGGGUUUCUGAAGGGGGAGCGCUUUCUUCCUGGAAAACGGCAGAUUACCUCUUCAGUGCUGAUGCCUCUUCUGAAGACACUAAAAGGAUAUAUGAAAGUGAGGAUUAUGUAAAAAACAGGGCAACGGUUUUCCACAGCAACUUCCUGUCAGCAUGUAAACACCGCCAGAGUGGAACAUCUGUGCCUAUUGGCCACUAUGUUCUGCCCCCCGACUCUGUCCAGAAUGAAAUGAGAGUGCUAAUCGGAAGGUUCAUUUGGGAAACCGAUGAACAGGUGAUGUGUGAAGAUCAGAUAUAUACUGAAGUGUCUGAAGACAGUCUGUCUGAUGAGACUGAACAUCAAGCAGUGAGAGAGAAGAACAGCCAGGACGAUUACGAGACUGUUGCAUCGCCGAACAAAGUGUGUUCUUGUAGUGAGAUGUGGAAAUAUCCUGUAAACAACAUGAUCUCAGGAUAUGUUCAUAUUGACCAAAUUAAGAAGUAUUCAGGGGAACUUUAUGAUUUUCUUCCCUCCCUCCAUGGCCAUAACGUUUCAAGAUCUAAUGACGUGACACCUCGUCAUUGUCACAAAGAAAUGUAAUAUAAUAUGCUUCACAUAAGAAGUGGAUUGUCUUUGUUUAUACGUUUCUUUGACAAACAUAUUUAAUGCAAAUGGAUGCUUAUUUUGAGUUCCUAC